Monoraphidium neglectum is the source of this 705-nucleotide messenger RNA. Its product is annotated as Flagellar WD repeat-containing protein Pf20. The transcript has 7 exons. The record is from RefSeq and is a predicted model, not a curated record. NCBI's taxonomy places the organism in Eukaryota, Viridiplantae, Chlorophyta, Chlorophyceae, Sphaeropleales, Selenastraceae. The coding region runs from base 1 to 705 and encodes 234 amino acids.
AUGGAAGGGACGUCCGGUACCACCUCAGGGGCGGUGUCACGUGGUGUGUCGCUCAGUGGGAACACGCCUGCAGUUGCAGCGGCAGCAGAGGCGGCAGCAGCGGCAGCGGACCCGCUGCUCGAUGAGUCGGACGAUGACUUUGAGUAUGAAGAAGUGGAGGUCGUUAGCGAACCCGAGGAGGAUGACAUCAGCGAGGACCUGGAUGCCGCCAUGCGCAGCCUGCAGGCCCUCACCACCUCGAAGGCAAGGGCGUCAAAGCCCGCGGCGCUGCCAGGAAAAGUGACGCGGCGGCCGGAGGUCAUUGAUGACGUCAUACGCAAUUUCUGCGCCAAGGCGGGCCUGGCGCGGACGGCCGAGGCGUUUGAGGCCGAGUGGUAUGAGCUGAAGGCCACGGGGCGCCUUGGGGGCCUCGCCACCAGCAUGCCAGACGUGUACAUGCGCAACGGGGAGCUGGAGGAGGAGCUGGGGUCACUGCGCCACGAGCUGGUGGCGGCGCAGGAGGUGGCGGCCCGCGCCAGCGCGACAUGGGACAAGUUCCGCAAGGAGCGCGACUUCCACCGCAUGCACCACAAGCGCGUGGCGCACUACGGCAAGUAUGAGCCGACCAUCCUUGAGUUGAAGCGCAAGUAUGAGGCGGCCAUGAAGGAGAAGAUGCUGGCGGUGCUGGAGCGCGACAAGAUGGCGGCAAAGGUGGGGCAGGGGUGA